Messenger RNA from Fusarium musae, 2562 nucleotides. RefSeq lists its product as uncharacterized. Gene Ontology annotation, molecular function: hydrolase activity, hydrolyzing O-glycosyl compounds. Bases 1 to 2562 code for a protein of 853 amino acids. NCBI's taxonomy places the organism in Eukaryota, Fungi, Ascomycota, Sordariomycetes, Hypocreales, Nectriaceae. Gene Ontology annotation, biological process: glucan catabolic process. The transcript has 5 exons. The record is from RefSeq and is a predicted model, not a curated record.
AUGGCAUACUCAUUAACCACCUCCUUCUUAGGAGACUCUCUCAUCUCUGGUUUCGACUGGUUCAAUGGCCGUGAUCCUUCGAAUGGAUUCGUACAAUAUCAAGACCUAGAGGGUGCCGAGCAAUAUGGCUUAUACUCUGUGGAUCCUUUCAGCAAUACCGUUCGACUUAGACCCGACUCCGCUCGGAAAUUUGGUCUGAACGAAGGAAGACCUAGUGUUCGACUUGAAAGCAAGGAAUCCUAUCAGUAUGGAUUGUUCAUCGCAGAUUUCCAACACAUGCCUAUUUCACAAUGUGGUACUUGGCCAGCCUUCUGGGCAUACGGUGCCAACUGGCCCAACAAUGGCGAAGUUGAUAUCCUUGAGGGCGCCAACUUGGCUUACACUAAUAUCAUGUCUGCACACACGGCCGAUGGCUGCAUGCUAGACCCCGCAGACUCGAAUCUCUUCUCUGGAAACCCCCAGAGCUUGGACUGUGCUGUUGGUACAGACAAUGUUGGAUGUGGCUUCACCCCGCCCGCAAGUGAUACUUCCUCUUACGGUGAUGGCUUCAACGCUGUCGGCGGUGGUGUCUAUGCAAUGGAAUGGGACUCAGAGUACAUCUCGAUCUGGCACUUCCCACGAGGCGCAAUUCCGGCUGAUAUCGAAGCCAAACGACCUGAUCCUAAGAAAUGGGGACUUCCUCAGAGUCUGUUUGGAGGUUCAAAGUGCAACGUUGACGAGUAUUUCAACAAUAUGAGGAUUGUUCUGAACAUUAACUUCUGUGGCGAUUAUGGCGAGGGAACUUGGGGAAGUUCUGAAACUUGCCGAGCUCUCGCCCCAACUUGCCGUGAAUAUGUUGCAAACAACCCUCUGGAUUUCCAAGACGCCUAUUUUGAUGUUAGCUACAUUGAUGUCUACACUCGCCUUGGAGGAGACGCCCCGCCUGUUGUCCCAUCGUCAACCAGUGAAGCACCUACAGAUAUCUCCAUCCCUUCAGCUAGCACUCCUGGGCCUAACACUCCAAUCUCAGGGAACACUAGAUUCCCCAACAGCACCGCCAUCAUCACUCGUCCCCGGCCCAAGGAAGGUGAAUCCACAACAGCAGAGCCCACAACUACAACAACAUUGACAGGUAUCUCUUCUGUCGAGGUCACAAUUCCUGGCUCUGGAACCAAUAGUGCAACUGUUAGCUCUCUUCCUGUUGCUACAGGUGGAAGCUCAGUCAACCCAGCUAAGAUUGAUGAUUAUGCAUAUCUUGGUUGUUUCGGAUCGCAGACUGGUUUCCAGACUUUCAAUGAGAAAGCCGAGAGCGAUGAUAUGACCAUUGAGAAGUGCAUUGAAGCUUGUAACGGCCUGACUUAUAUCGGUCUCUUUGAAGGAACCUGCUAUUGCGCCUCUAAGCUUGACGCCGAUACCCGUGCUUUGCGCAACGAGUCUUCAUGCAAUCGCCCUUGUCCUGGAAACGACGAUCAAUUUUGUGGUGGUAUGGUCUCUCAAAGGUCUAAACGAAGCAUUCCUCUCCGCCGAGAUGCUCCCAACAACAUCCUACUCACAGUGUAUGCCGACCUCAGCGACGCUGGACAGCCUGAUGUCCCACCUGGCAUGGGCCCCGGUGUUGAUGGAACUGCCGCCGCCAGUGGUUCAUCGAGUCCAACUGGUGGAAGUGGUCAAGGCAGCUCGCCUGCUAAUGGAGGAGAUGGCUCGAAUGGAUCAGGGAGCCAAGCAGGAGGAUCUGCUCAAGAAACUGCGAAUGGACAAGCUGGCUCAGGCGAUGACUUGCCCGCGGCUACUAAUAACAGAGUGGUUGCCGACACUGCUACAGUCACCGACGUUGUAGCCGGUACUGAUGCGGACGCUGUGGUUUUCAGCACUUUGUCUGACGGCGAAGUUAUUGAAGCAACACAAGCUAUCCCCGACACAGUUGUCACAAGCACGAUCACUUUCUUCACAGUGCUCCCAACGAACCCCGGAUCACUUGUACCUCAAGAAAGUAUCGUCACCAUGAGUUACUCACUGUGUGACUACUGCGAUACUCCCACCUUGAUUCAGCCAGCGAUGGCUACCAAGGUCGUCGAAUGCGACGGCUGUGGUAUAAAUGGCGAAAACACAGUCACAUUGACUGUGCCCGUCCAUGUCACCGUCACCGUCACUGGUGCUGGUACCAAUGCAACCCAAGCAACCGGCAAUGCGGCUGCAGGAGUCGUCCCAGAUCAGACACGAGAGAUUCCUCCUAUUGUGCCAACCGGAAUGGGAAGCAAUGCAAAUGCUGGUCCUGAAGUAACGACGAUCGUGAUAACAUACUUGACAACCCAACUGGUCACAUAUGGCACGGAAACAAACUCCGUCUCUACCGAGACAAGAACCUUGCGACGCACGGUUGUCCUUACUGUAUCAGACAUUGAGACGAUGAGUAUUCUACCUGUACCGUCUCCUGGAAGGCCAAACACUCCGAUUUCCCAUGCUACACCAACACCGGGCGCCUCGGGUGCGCCAGCCGUGGUUUCCAGUGCCUCAUCGAGAGUCGAUGACUUCUUUGUUUACUUUGCGAUUGUGGCCAUGGCAAUUCUUGCCUUGUCUCUUUAG